This is a messenger RNA of Vitrella brassicaformis, 3764 nucleotides long. NCBI's taxonomy places the organism in Eukaryota, Vitrellaceae. The record is from the annotation of a GenBank genome assembly.
CAGAAUCGACAGCAAUAAUCUAAGCGGUACACUGCGGCCGCUGGCGUCGAUGAAGCGGCUGCAGACACUGAUGUUUGGAUACAACCAGGUGGGAGUUGACCUGACGCAGAUGUAGCAGUCGAACUUUCAAUACAUCUUUCAACCGUUGCCUGUUGCCCAGUUGGAAGGCCCACUGCCCGCCGAGCUCGGCGGCUUCACUGAGCUGCAGGAAAUUCGUGGGGCGGUCAACAGGUCGGCUUAGCCAGGCAUCAGGUGGACACGUGCUCUGUACACUUUGUGUGUAUCUAUGCCUUCAGAUUGACCGCUCUGCCGCCCUCCAUCGACGGCUGGAAGAAAGUUUCUUUCAUCGAUUUACGCAGCAACGCCAUUCAAGGCCGCCUCCCUCCGUUUGGCCAGGCAUCAGCUCUUCGGGAGCUGUAUCUGGCCGACAACCAGAUCGAAGGCUUCACAGACAACGGAACCAUGCCAGAAGGGUAUGCAGACGGACAGAGAAUGACACGGACUGUGCAUGUUGUCCUACCUUCAUGCUCUCACCUGCAGGCUGGUGACGUUGAACAUGGAGUUCAAUCGCCUGACGUCAGUCCCAGAAGGGUGGAACAGCAUGCCUGCGUUGGAGGAGAUACUCCUCAAGGGCAAUCAGCUCAGCGGAUGGCCGACAUGGGGGAGGACUUCAGCGCGAUUUUGUCAGGCGAAUGCUCGCAGUACGUGUGUUUGUAUUUCUCAUUUUCCUUUGAGCUGCAUCGCUUGUCACUUGCUUUGUAUUUGUUGGGCAGUCACGCCGCACAUCACCCUGUAUCUGCUGGCACUGCCGGCGCCUCCCUACUGGCCGGUCAUCCAACGGGUGGGUGGGCACCGCACCGAAGGGCACUCAGCAACGUCACUGCCAUUAUGUGAGCUGCUGACAUAUAUCGAUUUUGCAGGCUGACUUCUCGGGCAAUCCUUUGGGCGUUGAAGUCCGAAACUUUAUGCAGACGUUCCGGGAGCUCAACACGUCAGGAAACACUCACCGUCGGGUGUGAUGUGGGAGAUGUGCUUCUUGUCUGUGUAGGUUGAUGACCUUGAGCUGCGCUGGCUGUGGUCUCACGGGGCGCCUGGACUGGUAAAGGGGGUCGAGGCACACACACAUAUUGACCCGUUCACUAUUCCCCUUUUCCGCUCAGCGACUCGGUGACAUUCUAUGACCGCAGUAGUCUGUCGAGAUAUGGCAACACAGAGUUUACUGAAAGAUCCGUGGUAACGAGAUAUGCACACAGACAGACUGUGUCCAGCCCUACAUUACCCGCUCCUUGUGUUUAUGUGUGCAGGCCGCCUACCCGACUCUGCGCCCGGGGUUCGUUUCUCUGACGCGGCUCCUCCUCAGCCACAACUCGAUUGUCGCCCUGGAUGAGUUGCGGCUGAGGAAGCUGGCGCGUGCUGACCUCUCGUCAAACGCUCUCGAGAGCGUCCGCGGUGAUUGGCUUGCGGGCCUGGACGUCAGAAUCGAUGGCAACCCAAAUCUCAGAAUCGACCGUAUCGAUGACAGCCUGGACAUACAGGUGGGUCAGGCGGAUCAGGCCGGUCGAAGGCCCAUGACAUGAGGUCCCACCGUGUCUGGGUGUCUACUCUGUUUUGCCUGCAGAGCUGUGAGGACGUGUUGAGCCUCAAGAACGUCUCCGCUGACACACUGGUGCCAAACCAUGCUGGUGAGGGAACACAUUCACGGAGAGCCUAAUGUGUCUGUCUUUGUGUGCAGCGUAUGUUCCCCAGAGAGACCCGAAAGGCCUAUCGAACUCAACUUAUGAGUGCACCACCCUCUGCAACACUUGGAUAAUGGUCGACUUCAGCGUGGCUGAGGAGAAGCUCUGCCGCUGUCUGCCUGGCUACAGCGGCACGGGCAAGGCCUGCACCAUGUGCCCAGCGGGCACCCACAGCAACAGACAGGUCGGCACACAAUCGUGCCAGCGAUGCUUCGAUGACGCAGGUCGGCGCCGACACGAACAGACUCCCAAUCUGCGUUAUGUUGGUCUACGAGUAUGGUUGGCAGGUUCUGAGGAGGGCUCGGCUGCCUGUUUCUGCCGUCUUGGCUACGAGAAGAGGGGCAACGAGCCCUGCGAGCCGUGCACGGCGGGAUCUGUCGGUGUGCGCAACGCCGGCAGUGACGGAAGUCGCAGCAGGUGGAUCUGCCAGGACUGUCAGGAGGGAUUGGACUGCACCGUCCCCAUCAACUACAACGCGAGUGUGCUGCCAAGGUUCUUCCAACUCACUGCCCGCCUGCAGUCGGCCGGCGCAUCCCCCAGUGCCACACGAGAAGUGACGACGUAAGAACCAAAACUGAGGGGCAAAUAGGCAUUUGCCAUGGUGCCGUCUGCGCUUUCAGGUAUGGCGCCGGUUUGACUGAGCUGCCCAUAGUCAUACCGUGCCCGUUGCCGGCGUCGUGCAGAGGCACUGACAAAACAUCUGGACUCAACAUAUGCUCGGUGAGAGCCAACAGAUGUCCUUUCACCCAGGCCGUCGCCACUGUGACAUGUCUCUGCAUCGUCUGUGUGCCAGGAGGGCCAUGAGGGCUUUGUGUGUAAUCUGUGCAAAAGGGGCUUCUCGCGCCAGACGCCCCAGCAACCGUGCGCCCCAUGUGCGGCCCUUUGGCAGAUCGUCGUGGUGAACGUGUUGCUUGUCGUUGCCACUCUGCUGGCCAUCUUCAUUCUGACGGCACUCGCUGAACGGUGGGCUGGUCUGAGGCGCAUAGUCAUCUGCCAACUCGUCUGUCUGCAUGUCUGUGUUCUCUUCGUUUGCGCGUGGCGUCACACAUUCAGCGCCGCGGCCACACAAAGGGCCGAGGUCCCCUCCCAACUGACCAAAAUCGGACUGUCGCACAUCACCGCCGUACGCAAUGCACUCACAUCGCUCGCAGGACGUCUCUCCCACAGCUGUGUGCGCAUGUAUGUGUGUGCAGGUAUGUGGGCUGGCCUUUCUCGUGUUCGACGAGUCCCUCUGGGGCGAUCAGAUAUCCUCGCUGGUCGGCAGCUUCUUCGGAUGGAGUGGCGGUGUUCCGCAAAGUUAUCAAGUGUGGGAGCGUUUGAUGAGGCCAUACGUGGGCGACAAAUGCGUGCUGUAUCGCCACGCCAUAUGGUUGGGGCUACCACUGAUCUGGCUCACUGCUGUGCCCCUCAUUGGUAGCGACAGAUGCACUCAACCAGAGAAGCGAUCCACUGUGGUCAUUUCUCCUUCCUGUGGUGUCAUUGAGUGCAGCGAGUGGGUUUGACAAAGUGCGCGAGGCGCUCAAGUCGAAGCGGCGCAUCGGCACCGACGAUUCAUUCGCCACCGACACCUACCUCCGAGCCCUCUCAGCGCCGCCAUCGGUCACCAACGGAAAGGCACACAAGGCCGCCGUAGAGGGUCCUUACCAGCGAGCAGUCACAUUCCAGGAGUCGGCAACCGAGCCAGAGACGCCCCAUUCGUGCCAACACUCCCUGGCGGAGCCCCGCAAGAGCGGCCGAUGGCGGCAGUGGCUCGACGACCGCGGCACCAUGAUGGUCGUGAUUCUCACGUUCAUUCACCCCACCGUCACCAAGAGUAUGCUGGCCCUCCUGCGCUGCCGAUGGUAUCCCUAUGUGCCCGAUGUGAUCCCUAUCGCGACCGGCGAGGGUGUCAGUCGGCUGCCUUUUGACCCGAGGGACCACCCAAGGCCCCGGAUGGACCUCGAUCCACACGUCAUCUGCCGGUCGGCCGAACAUGCGCCGUUCCUCUGGACCGCUGUGGCUGGUCUGCUGCUGUGGACCUUCGCCCCU